UCAAGGAUGUCGAAGGCUUGGUGGCCUACUAUUUUUAAACAGAAAGUAAUCCAGCAGAGCAAGACUCUCCCUACCUCAAGUGACCUUGAACUGAUCUACUGUGCUGAAGGAGCUUCAAAUGAGAAGGAAUUGAAAAACCUUGCAUCUGGCUGGGAUACUGAUCUUGCUUUCAUCAUUCUCCUGCUCCACCUGAUUCCUCCUUCCUGUCAAGGCUGCAAAAGACCUGGCAAGGUUUCUGCAUCCCAAGCUGAGAAGCACCUUGUGGUCUUCCAGAAGAGUGGAACAAGUAUUCAGCAACAUGUCGAUGCCAUCACCUCUACAAUAAAGCCCUUAUCGUCUUGCUUCCUUGUGGGUCUGCUGAGCUUGUACAACAGCAUGGGGAAAUGUUGGGUCACCAACGUAACCCUGUGUACCUGUAAGAGCAUAUACGGCUCAUACAUCACCUUGUCCAAGGACACUACUGUUCAAGCAUAUGAAGAGUUCCUCCACGAUCUGACGAGCUGCAAAUCAAGUGCAAAUGCUCCUCACUUAGCUGUGGCUGCAGGAGUAGGAGCUCACACCAACAAGGCUCCGCUCCAGACGCGGGUAGUGCCCAACCUGCUGCGGUUCUGCUAUCUCGCAGGCCUUUGA
This is a messenger RNA of Fundulus heteroclitus (mummichog), 630 nucleotides long. RefSeq lists its product as uncharacterized. Lineage: Eukaryota; Metazoa; Chordata; Actinopteri; Cyprinodontiformes; Fundulidae. The transcript has 6 exons. The record is from RefSeq and is a predicted model, not a curated record. Bases 7 to 630 code for a protein of 207 amino acids.